AUGAGUGUCAUAGUUAUGGAUAAUGGCACAGGGUUUUGUAAAGCUGGUUUUGCUGGAGAUUCAUCUCCACAAGUUGAGUUCCCAUCGGUCGUAGGCAGACCAAGAUAUAUACCUGUUGUUGCCGGUUUAGAUUACCGCAGUUUCUACGUGGGAGGAGAAGCCCAAGCUAAAAGAGGCAUUCUUGCACUCUCUUAUCCCCUCCAACAAGGCAUUAUUCGAAACUGGGAUGACCUAGAGGUCAUCUGGGAUCACACCUUUAGUCAUCUUCUGGAAGUAGAUCCUUCCGAGUAUCCUGUCAUAGUUUCAGAAGCUCCCAAGAACCCACUACGGAACAGAGAAAAAAUGUUGGAAAUAUUGUUCGAAACUUUCAACUGUCCAGGAGCUUUUAUUGCGAUUCAAGCUGUCUUGUCUUUGUACACUGGCGGCAGAACUACGGGCAUAGUACUCGACUCUGGAGACGGUAUCAGUCAAGCAGUCCCUGUCUACGAAGGUUACGCGAUUCACCAUGCCAUCUGGAGAAUUGAAUACGCAGGCCGAACUCUCACGGACUACCUACGACAGCUACUGACGGAAAGGGGCUAUUAUUUUACGACAUCAGCUGAACAUGAGAUCGUUCGAGAUAUAAAAGAAUCUCUUUGCUUCGUAAGCCAGGACUUCGUAAACGACAUGAGAGUUUGCUCCAGAAAUCUUUCAGCCUUUAAUCAUGAGUACGUUCUACCAGAUGGACAAGUUUUAACUGUGGGAUCGGAAAGAUUUCGCUGUCCAGAGUUACUUUUCCGUCCUUCUUAUGUGAACUUAGAAGAACCUGGAUUUCAGGAAGUCAUUUAUGACUCAAUCAUGAGGUGUGACGUCGAUAUCAGAAGAUAUAUAAUGCAAAAUGUACUCCUUUCCGGUGGCAGCACAAUGUUCCCUGGUAUGGAGCAACGUUUGCACCACGAACUGAAACAUAUGUGUCCUUUUGACGUACACGUCUGUGCUCCAAAGGAAAGAAGGUAUGCUGCUUGGGUCGGAGGCUCCAUUCUAGGAUCUUUGUCAACUUUCCGGGACAUCUGCGUCACACGUUCUGAGUACAACGAUUAUGGACCUCGAAUUGUGCACAGAAAAUGCUUCUGAUACAUUGCAACAAUCUUAGAUCAAUUUUAACAAAUAUUAUAUAUUUCGAGGCAAAAUAAUUAAAAUCAA
Messenger RNA from Stegodyphus dumicola, 1182 nucleotides. Its product is annotated as actin-6-like. The record is from RefSeq and is a predicted model, not a curated record. NCBI's taxonomy places the organism in Eukaryota, Metazoa, Arthropoda, Arachnida, Araneae, Eresidae.